AAAUAUACACCCUUUUUUUUGUGUGUGUUUUUUUUUCUUUGACUGCGUGUGUGCUUGUUUUGACCCCGUACCAAUGCAAAUGUGGCUUAUGUGUUUUUCUUUUUCUUUUUUUUUUAUUAUUGUGUGAACACCCUGACUCCUACGGGUCCGAUCCGCAAUCGGAACGUGCGGCUGCCCUGCUGCACCAGGACGCACCGCUUCCCUCCUUGUCUCUGCACUGCGACGACCGCUGGGGCCACCGUGUGACGCUCAGUAGCGCACAAAAAAACAACAACAUGAACAAAUUCGACGUCACAAAGAAGAAGUUCCGGGAGAGCAGCACACGGCUGCAGCAAGAAAGGCGAACGACGAGGUUGAUACCGGCGAGACCAGCAGGGGCGGGCAUACGGGUCAGGACAGCACCGACUCGCCUCAGACCAUCAAUGUGCAGGCUAGCUCUGUCACAAAGAGAAGAGCAGUCACGACCAGAGGAGCAACAGACAGCCCGACCGCCAGCAAGAACGGCCGUGGCGACCGAUAGAGGCGGACGGACCCGGAUCGCCCAUGUUCCUCGCAGCUCUCUUGAGGCAGUGACCGACGGAAGUGUCCAGGAACAACAGGGAGAACGGGCAAGGACACCGUCGCCAGACCGGGACAGCCUGGAGCUACACCCGAUGGACAUGUAUACACAAGCGGCGGAUGCACAGGCAGAGGAAGCAACACAAAGCCAGGAGACAGAGGCACGCCCAGACGCACAGGCGCCACGAGUGGAGUGGUUCACAAACGAGAUAGGGUGGAUCGUACCCAGAGAUGCGACGAUGUCAGCCAGGGCGGUCAACGAAAUCAAAGAGAGAUGGAACAGGAGGAGAAAGGGGAAACAGCAGAGUAUCCUAGGAUGGACGACCAAAAGACGUGGAAGGUCAUCUUUGGAGGGGGAAGCCGUAUCACGAUAAGACACUUCGUGCCUUCUCAAGAGGGGGGGAGGUGUGACGCUCAGGAGCGCACAAAGUAAAUAUAAUAACAUAAGCAGUAGCUAUAGAUAGUCGUUAAGUAGGCAAGAAGCCGAAAUAGUUAUAAGUUCAAUACCGUACAAAGGCAAGAAGCCGAAAUAAUUAUAAGUUCAAAGGCAAGAAGCCGAAAUAAAUUUAAGUUAAAUGGAAAUAUUCAAAUUUAAAUAUCCGGGCGGGCGCGCCAAACAAAGGAAACGGUCACACUGACCAAUAGCCACCACAAGCCACACGCGGUAU
This is a messenger RNA of Drosophila elegans, 1226 nucleotides long. RefSeq lists its product as uncharacterized. The record is from RefSeq and is a predicted model, not a curated record. The transcript has 2 exons. The coding region runs from base 276 to 932 and encodes 218 amino acids. NCBI's taxonomy places the organism in Eukaryota, Metazoa, Arthropoda, Insecta, Diptera, Drosophilidae.